AUGUCCGCAAAAUUUUUGCGGACAAAAAAAAUUUUUGCGGACAAAACUUGCGGACAGUCCGCAAAUUUUUUGCGGACAAAAAUUUUUUCUUAUUUUUCAAAUUUUUUUUUUGAAAAUUUUAGUUGUGAAGAGUGUGACAAAUACUUUGACAACCAACAACAGAAUGCGUUAGAACGUGCUACUGAGUGGGUUGUACAUCGUUUGGAAGUUCACGGGACGGAAUUUAAAGAGAAUUGCGCAACUAUUAUUGAAAAAAUUUUUGCUUCUCCAACUCAUCAUCCAUAUUUGACCACAAUUAAGCGUGAAAAACAAGAAAUUUUAUCGGACAAUGAAGAUAAUACUGAAGAAGACGAUGUUGAGUGGAAGGUCUAUAAGAAGAGAAAUGAUGAGGACAGUUCGUUUAACCCUUCACCAAAGAAAAAUGGCAAAAAGAGAAAGAAGAUGAUGGUCAAGAAGAGUAAUAGUUGUGCUGGUGGAAGUGGGGGAAGUUCUGUUAAAGUUAAAAAAGAAAUUUGA
Messenger RNA from Meloidogyne enterolobii, 516 nucleotides. Lineage: Eukaryota; Metazoa; Nematoda; Chromadorea; Rhabditida; Meloidogynidae. The record is from the annotation of a GenBank genome assembly.